Molecule: messenger RNA, 876 nt
Organism: Eupeodes corollae
Lineage: Eukaryota; Metazoa; Arthropoda; Insecta; Diptera; Syrphidae
Exons: 4
Coding region: 156-833 (225 amino acids)
Source: RefSeq, a predicted model, not a curated record
UAAAUUAUGUUUUACAGUCUUGUGUGUCAGUUCAGUUCACUUCAGUUCAGUUGGGGGUUCAACGAUAAAAAAGUUGUAAAAAAAUUGAAAAAUAAAUUCAAAGUGCCACAUCAACAUCAGUAAAGGAAUAAAACCAAUACAAAAAAAAAGGAUCCAUGAAUUUCAAACUCAUUUGGUUGGUCUUGUUGGUUUUGAUAACAGAAAUAUGGGCCCAAAAGGAUACCAGUACCAGGAUCCUAUCGCGGAAACGACGCUUUCUUUCGUUUCCCGAGGGUUCUUCAUUUGCGGCUUCGAUUUGCAUGACUAUCGGAGUAAUUGGUAAUCCAGUAUUGGAGUACAUGAGUUGGGCAGUGAAUUGGGGAAUUGCGUAUGAUUUGCCCAAUCAAACGUGGGUUCGCCAGCACAAGCAUGGAUUUAGUAACUCUCUUGACGCCCACAAUACAAAAGUUCGCUACCGAAGGGAUUUAUAUGAGGGCAUUGAACUUGCUAUGGAUAGUAUGGGGUUCAAUGGACGCGAUUGUAUCUCCCGGACAUUGUGUGAAAGUUCAAACUAUCUCAAGGAACGCGGCAAAGGCAACAUGGUGGAGGAAAUUGUGAAAUUGAUAUUUAGUUUUCCAAUGAGGCGCGAGGGGACUUUGUAUCAUCGUCAUCGAAAUGACCGAGAUAUUUAUCAUCAUCAUUAUGAUAAAGCUUAUUAUAAUGGUGCUGGAUCGAAUUACGACUGUCAGCGGAAAUAUCCUAACUGUCAUUUUUCACUUCUGGAUUGGGCAUUGGGCAAUGCAAAGUAUUCACUUGAACCCACCAAACAUGGAACUCAUCAGGGAUUUAUGUAGAAACAAAUUAAAUAUAAAUUGUACAUCAUCAUAAUUAAAUGAC